This is a messenger RNA of Penicillium cosmopolitanum, 693 nucleotides long. RefSeq lists its product as uncharacterized. The transcript has a single exon. NCBI's taxonomy places the organism in Eukaryota, Fungi, Ascomycota, Eurotiomycetes, Eurotiales, Aspergillaceae. Bases 1 to 693 code for a protein of 230 amino acids. The record is from RefSeq and is a predicted model, not a curated record.
AUGACCCUGAUACUGGCUCACCUGCAUAGUCACCGGUCUGAGCAGGCUGACAAUUUUCUCGCCGCCCAAUAUCUGGGCGACCGUGCGAUGAUCGAGCAGGCACAAGAAAACAUGGAGGAUCUAAACCGCCUGAACUCCGACGCCCUCAGUGCGCGAAGUGCUCAGUUGCUGAACCGGCUGCUCGCCAUCGAGGCCAAGGCAGCUGAAGGUGACCCGCAAAGCGCCAAAAGCGUAUGCGUGCAAGGGCCGGAGACUGAAGAAUCACAAUCCGAUGACUCGACUAACCGCGGUACACAUACCUAUAUUCCGUAUUUUGGGGUCAUUCAAGCUGCGAGCGAGAGUCGCACUGACGGGAUGAAUUCCCAAGCACCAUAUAAGCCAUCGGCAUAUUACCGACAGAGCCAAACCCCAGUCAGCAUACGAGGAGAGCAGAAACUAGUGACACAAACACAACCAACGUCUAUUGCAACGCCACUGUCUCCAGAUUCCUAUAAUAAUCAUUACCAGAAUGAAAUCAACAGCAACAGGACCAACGAUGAUGUCACUGCUCUCUUUGCACCGCUACUCUCGGAGGUUCUCUCAGACGAUCCCAUGCAGCAGAUUGAACACAGUGGGACUAGCGCUAGAAUUGAGGACAAUGCAUUUCAGGAUCUCGACUUGGCUUUCUUGGAUAAUUUGAUGAGAGGCACUUGA